AUGGAAGUAGAGGAAUGCAUGGAUGAAUUUUCAUGGGAUUUUCACUACUACUAUUUGUAGAAAAGAUUUUAUUCAAAAAUAUAGAGAAUAACCCUUGUUGCGAAUUUUUACGAAUUGUAAUAAUUAGAUCACCAUCAAAAACAUCAUUAAGCAAUACUUCUUGAAAAUUUUGAUCAUUAACAUGCAGAUAAAUUAAUUCACUCUUUAAAACACAAUUAAAAUAAUCUAAAACCAUAAUUAUUAUCUGCUGCUAUAGGACUACAUGCUAUUUUCAAAGGAAUAGCUGUUGGAGUUACGGCACAAACUUCUGAUAUCUUAGCUUUAAGAUUAUCUUAGAGGGGACAUAAAUGGGCUGAAGGAUGGGCCUUAGUAGAAGCUUUUAGAGUAUCUAGCGUUGAAAAAGCUAUAUAAGUUAAAUUCAUUAUAUUUGGUGCCUUCCUCUCACCAAUAAGUAUCCUGAUUCGAAUUAUUAUUGCCAGAGAAAGUACUUUAAUAUCAGGAAUCAUUUAAGGUUUAACAGCAGGAACUUUUAUUUAUAUA
Messenger RNA from Paramecium sonneborni, 540 nucleotides. Lineage: Eukaryota; Ciliophora; Oligohymenophorea; Peniculida; Parameciidae. The record is from the annotation of a GenBank genome assembly.